Messenger RNA from Micropterus salmoides (largemouth bass), 6063 nucleotides. RefSeq lists its product as uncharacterized. The transcript is spliced from 5 exons. Gene Ontology annotation, biological process: negative regulation of T cell proliferation; positive regulation of T cell proliferation; cell surface receptor signaling pathway. The record is from RefSeq and is a predicted model, not a curated record. The coding region runs from base 75 to 923 and encodes 282 amino acids. NCBI's taxonomy places the organism in Eukaryota, Metazoa, Chordata, Actinopteri, Centrarchiformes, Centrarchidae. Gene Ontology annotation, cellular component: external side of plasma membrane.
CGACAAUACAUUAGACCUGCGUGUGCUUCAUCUGUUGCACUCAAAGGAGGUAACGUCUUCUUUUGUCCCGAGACAUGCUGAAAAUAAUUUUGUCUGACAGGCAAUGGAUGUUUCUCUACUUUAUGGUUUCAGGUACUUGCUGCCUUGUCACAGUCCACCAGCCUCCUGUGCUUACCACUGCUCUGGGUGAUGAUGUCAUGAUGCCGUGCCAGCUCAACAUAUCCCACAGUGAGAAAAUGGUGACCUUACCGGUUCUGUAUUGGGUGUACGUAACACAGGGCCCUGUGAGAACCAAAGUGUGGUUCCCCUCUGGGAGAUAUGAGGGACGUGUAGACCUUCUGGACAACAAUGCAAACUCUUCAAACAAGUCCAUACACCUCAAGAAUGUCCAUUGGGCCGACAGCGGGAAAUACCUCUGCAAACUCUCCAUGACCACACAGAAGGCUAAAAGUUUCAGGAAGAUAGGAGAUGGAACUUUCCUGUUGGUUCAUGACACAAUGAUGUUUAACCUCACCAGUCACAAUGACUCUCUGCUCUGGUGUGAAGUAAACGUGACCCAGGAUCCUCGAUUAGUUUUGUCCAUUUUUCAUGAUGGACACAAACUCCAAACUGUUGAAUCUGCUCUAGGAGAGAAUGUCACAGCUCUGCCCUACGUCACGCUCUCUGAGGCUGUUUCUCUGAGGAGCGCUGGAAAAUAUGAGUGUCAGCUGCACCUGAACAAAGAUCUGAUAACAAAAAGCAUCUUCCACUACCAUCCAUCUGAAGAAGAUGGAUAUGCUAAAAAUGUUUCUGUAACAUGUCCCACAACUACCUCUGGUGUGGAGAUGUUUCCAGAACCAUGGGCCAUGUAUAUAGGUCUCCUCCUAGUGCCCAUCACCAUCCUGCUGGGCCUCGUAAUUACCCUGCCUAUGUGCAGAAGCUGAGUUUGUCAACAUCUGGCUGGAACGGAGAUACUUGGCAAUGAAAAUCCAGGCUGUCAUCAGAGAAAAGAGACAUGUCUCUCCGAUGCAUUUUCAGGAUCAAAGGGACCAGCCGCAGUCAAUUCAAGUUAAACCACUGUCAAAUAUUUACCUGCAUCUGAAUUCAGAGGCGGCAGCCUUCAAAGUCCUAAGGCAUUGUAAUGGUUCCACAAGGCUGUCCCAUGUUAGAAAUGUUGCUCUCUUUCCCUCACAUUUAUAGGACACAUUCAGCUCUCAGAAUCCCAAAAUCCAUUUUGAACCGGUCAGUUGUUUCAUGAUGCAUCCUGGCAGUCAUUGUUAACUCCCCGUGCAAGUUGCCCUGCUUUGACCCCAGGCUUCGACACCAGUUGAUACAACUAGUGUGGCAGUAUCAUUGGCUCACAGAACAUCUGAUGUGGGGUGCACAUUUAAACACAGGCUGCAACAAAGCCGUCCCAACAAUUUAUUGAUAGCACUGAUGGAUGGAUGGUGGAUGAUUUUCUUGUGUUCUGCAUUAUUAAUCCAUCCACAAUCUCGGCAGUUCUGUAAGCUUCUGGAUUUCCUAAACAAAGAAAUAUCUGUUCUUUCUUUGUGUCUAACUAGGAGUCUAUGGUGGGUGGAUGAAGAUAAAGCAAGGCACGGUGGCUUGUGAUUAAAAUGUGCCUCCCACAUCAGAGCCAAUGCUACUUUCAACUGUCAAUAACGUUUAAAGUUGGGAAAUAUCACGGGACUACGUCAUAUUUACCAGGUGCUUUCCUUUGAAUGAUUCAUCAGUCACUGGUGUAUAUAUCACAUGAAGUGUGGACUGUUUUCCAGAAACACUACUGGGGCAUAUAAUGUAAAUCAUGUAAACUGUGUCAGCCCCUGAAAUGAAUUGGGAUGCAGCAAGUGAUGAUAUGACAGCAUCAAAUACAUCAUGAUGUUUUUGGCAUUGAAACAUGCACGUCAAACAUUUUGGCAAAACGUGUUAAAGGCAUUAAAAUAAUCUCAUUGAUGACUCUCAUUGAUGAUUUUAAAGUGGAGGGUCCCUGUGACUAAAGCACACCACAAAACAAUGUAUGUCUCUGUAAUAUACUGUUUAUUAAGACAUCAUUGCAAAUCACUUCUUAUUCCAAAUACUUAGAGGGAUGAUCUGCAUCUAUUGUUUCCUUUGCCUAACCACAACUUCUGCAAUAAUUUGUCUACCAAUUUAAAAUGCAUAUCAAAAAGAACAAAGUUAUUUCUCUAAUUUAUGCAUUCUUACUGCUCUCUGGUUGAAUGUACAGACUCAUGUUGAUACUAGUCAUACGUUUUGUUUUAGAAUGUUGUUUUUUUUAUGUCUUCAGCAGAAAUCUGUAACCUCAGUUUCUCCUUCCUCAGAAAUCUGUUCUUCUGGUUCUCUUUCCCGUUUUCACCAUUAGUUCCUCCACAACCCUUUCUAUUUCUAACGAUGACUGAAGCUAGUUGCACAAAAGAGGCAAGCAUUUUUUUUCUUUUACAUAUUAAACAUUUGUGAAUCAUUUAUGUGAUAACUAGAGAUAUACCCACAUGGCAUUGGCUUAACAUAAAGCAUAAACCUAAACAACAAUUAAUCAAAUGAGCAAAUCUCAAAAGCAAAAUCUGUAGCUAAAAUAGACUCAACUGACCUCUUAAGUCAAAUGCAUCGUCUAUCAGUGCAUCAAACAUGAUUUUUGUAUAAGAAUCACUGAAGAUAAGUUUACAUUUGUGAAUGAGUGAACAAGUUUAUCUUACUGGAUGGCACCUGAUACAGAGAUUGCACUAUUUUGGGUUUUCUCUGUUAUGUACAGAAUGGUUAUCACAAAGAAAGUAAUUUUAAGACUGGAAGUCAGAUACUGUAGCUCAGUUUAAGACUGAGCUCACUAGUAUCUUACAUUAGUCUUAAUAAAUUCUGGCAGCCAUUUCUGGAUUAUCUUGCUCGAUAUGACACUGCAUCUGAUCAGCAAUAUACUCUGUUUUGUGCCGUCCACCUCUGUUUUGGAGAAUUUGUGCCAACAUGCGAUGUGUGAGAGAUACAGCAGUGUAAUCAAUUAUUUUCUUGUUUGUUUGUUUAUUGUCCCUUUUACUCUUUAUUUUGUUUUCUGUCUCUGUUUUCAUCCUCACUUGUUCUGUUGCAGUUAAUCCAUAUAUUUAAAAAGAUGAAAAGGGAUGCUGGUGGAAUUAAGGACAGGAAGGUCACCCACACACACGCAGGAAUGGUGCAUUUGUCAGGGAGGGGACAGGGAUGCAAUCUGCAAAGUAAUCCUCACUACUGGCAUAAUGAAAUGGCCAAAUCGAGAGAUCAGCACACACACGCUCAGUGGACUGAUUCAUAGAGCAAGUCUGUGAAACUGUGGUCAUGUUACAUGUGGUUGUAUGAGGGUGUGUAAAUGAUCCUUCCUGGCUGUUUAUGUGGUUUAACGACUGAGAAAGAAUGCAGAAGAAGAGUGGGUUUGAAACCUGACAGUUUAAAAUGAUGAGGAAAGUAAAUGAGAAACCUUCCAUGUGUCACGUCUGACACAUGGAAGGUUGUCUUGUCUGUUUGCUAGAUGUCAAUUUAUGUUCUCUGCCAGUUUUGGUCAUUCUGCUUUAGUCUCUGUGUAGCCUUUAUGAUUAUUCAUCUGCAUCUUUAAGUUACUUAGUAUCUGUCUUGUCUCGUAUCUCAGUUCCUAGUUUGGUGUCUUAGUUCUUAGUCCUGUACUUUAGUGUUCACUCCUGGUCUGUGUACUUCUGCGUUUUGCCCAUGUCUAAUCUGAGUUCUGUUUUAUCUUUGCUUCAGUCUGUCUUCCUUGUUGUUAGUGUAUUUGGGAUCUGUCUGCUUGUGUCUGGAUUAGUUUGUGGUUUUUUAUUAUUCUGAUCUGUUACUACUUACUUUGAUAUGGUCCAUGUUUAGUGUUCAGCAACUUGUGUUAUGUCUGUUCCCCCUCUAGUAAUCUGCCUGCCAGCCAGUCUCUCUGUUUUCCCCUUCUGUCUCUCUGCCUGCCUUGUUAGUCCUGAUACCUGUCACCUGUGUUGCUCCCGCCCUGCUCGUUAGCCCCUGUGUAUAUAUAUUUGGUGUUUCUCUUCAGUCCCUGUCCUGUCGUUGUUGUGUGUUGUUUGAAUGGUGUUCUGCUUGCUUUGGAGUUACGUGUACAGUUGUGUUGGAUCUUGUCAGCCACCAUUAUUUGUUUUUCCAUGUUUUGGAUUAAACCCUGGGACAGAAUCUCUGCUCUUGUGCCGCGACUUCCAACCUCAAAGGGUUCCAGGUGCAUGGUGGUGCAUGAAGCCGAAAGUGAAACCAUGGCUGACCGUGACAAAGUGUACACACAGUUGCACCCUCAGCAGUGUUUUAGGUGUUAAUUAAAAGGAUGUCAGUUUAACUGCAACAACUGACAGAAAUGGCCUACUUUACUAGUUCUGUGUACCCCUACAUCAGUUGGUAACCCUCAAGUCAGUCAAUGUUGUAGGUUAUACUUCCUAAUGUUUUGGCUUUUUAACAAUAACUUUUAUGCAGAGAAGGCGACUUUAUGAGAUUCUUUACUGUAGCCAGCUACCCAAUACGCCUAACAUAUUUCCACAUCAGUGUACAUGCAGAACAGGUUUUACUAUAUGACUGUAUGUAUUAUUUUAAUUUAAAUACAUGCAAAUAUACUUUUUGUUGCCUUUUAGUUUAUGGUUUACCAUUUACAAUGUGUGCAUCCAUGGGCACUGACAGUUUUUUGUGACGUAAUUCAGCUGCUACUUGUGAAGUCGGGGUACAUAUAUUUUCUCCGAGUUCACAAGUAGGAAAUCCGAUUUCAGGUGGCGUUCCAGGAUAGUUUUUCUAGUUGGAGGUCGGAAAUUUCCCAGUUCCGAGUUGCCUAGAAUGCAGCAUUAGUGUCUUGGGCUCUCUUCUGUGUGUACUCAUCAGAACCCUGACACCGUGUAGUUAUGGAUUAAUUGGUUUUAUGUUGACUAACCCUUUUGAAAUUCACCAGAGAGCCACUAAAUGUCAGCAGUAAAUGUGAAAUUAGCUAAAGCAGUCGAAAUAUACUGUAUAUGUAUACUGUACCUUACAAUUUGUUAAAUAUUAACAAAAAUACUGUAUUAAACAUGGAUAUGAAUCAACAGGCCUCUGGACAGACAUGUAAUUUAUUUAUUUUUUUCUUCCAAAGGAUGAAUCAGAUUAUACAGAAGCAGAAUUGCACAACUGUUAGCUCAAAGGACAUGAGCUUGACAGUGACACUGACUUGUGAUUACUGUAAGCAGUUACAGUAUAAAUCAAUGUGUAACACAGCAUAAUGUAUAUAGACAUAAUGCAUAAUGGACUAAGUUGCAAAAUCAAUAUCAAUAUAUUUUUUAGCAUCCAGUGAGUCAGAUAGGUUCAUUAAAGGGCCUUUAGGCCUAUGUUCUUUUUCAAUGAAAUCACUUAUUAAUAAUUGACUGUAACCUCGCAUAGAAAUGAACCACACUCCACAUGUUGCUUGGAACAGCCAUUAUUCUGCUUCUUGUGUGAAGGAAUCAGGUCUUUGUUUUGAAACCAACAAAACCGACACAGAGUUGGCUUUUAUCCUAUUGGACAGGUAAACUAACAUUACUGCAAAGCACGUGACAUAUGUUAUGCUUUAGUUGGCUCAAAUUAGAUAAGGUGACAUGGAGGCUGUACACACUGGCUGUAGAUGUUAUGAAUGAUUACUCUGGCGAUCCUUGUAGUUUAUUACUUGUGGUAAAUAUAUAUGAAAUUGUAGAUAUUUUAUGACCUUGUAACUCCCCAAGUAUUCCCAUCAUAAAUUGUUAUAUGUUUUAUGUUUAUGUUAUGUGUUUUAAUGUCUGCAACCUUGUUAAUUGUGCUGCUGCCUGUCUUGGCCAGGACGCUCUGGGAAAAGAGAUUUUUUUAUCGCAAUGAGUUUUCUUUCUGGUUAAAUAAAGGUGAAAUAAAAAAAUAAAGGUUAAUUUGCCGGCUAACGCCGAGCAGUUGCUGAUAACAUACAGUGCAAAAUAUUAAAGUUGUAUGGCUUUCCACAUUACUUUACAGCUUACAUUACAGCUAACGCGAUCCAUACUUUCCUGUGUCGGCUAUCACCAAUAUUAUGCCAAAGUGUUGAUUUUUGCCUGCAAGAAAUGAUGUAAUGAUACAAAGCAAAUGUGGAGUGAUUUGUUUAUACUAGCCUAUAGUCAGUCCCUUCAGGAU